Molecule: messenger RNA, 1546 nt
Organism: Hyaena hyaena (striped hyena)
Lineage: Eukaryota; Metazoa; Chordata; Mammalia; Carnivora; Hyaenidae
Gene: LYPD1
Product: LY6/PLAUR domain containing 1
Exons: 3
Coding region: 1-426 (141 amino acids)
Biological process (GO): acetylcholine receptor signaling pathway
Molecular function (GO): acetylcholine receptor inhibitor activity
Source: RefSeq, a predicted model, not a curated record
AUGUGGGUCCUCGGCAUCGCGGCAACUUUUUGCGGAUUGUUCCUGCUUCAAGGCUUUGCGCUGCAAAUCCAGUGUUACCAGUGUGAAGAAUUCCAGCUGAACAACGACUGCUCCUCCCCCGAGUUUAUAGUGAAUUGCACGGUGAAUGUUCAAGACAUGUGUCAGAAAGAAGUGAUGGAGCAAAGUGCCGGGAUCAUGUACCGCAAGUCCUGUGCGUCCUCCGCAGCCUGCCUCAUCGCCUCUGCUGGGUACCAAUCCUUCUGCUCCCCUGGGAAACUGAACUCAGUGUGCAUCAGCUGCUGCAACACCCCUCUUUGCAACGGGCCCCGGCCCAAGAAACGGAGCAGUUCUGCCUGGGCUCUGCGGCCAGGGCUCCCCACCACCAUCUUGCUCCUGCAAUUCGCCCUCCUCUUGGCUCACUGCUGAAGUCGGAGAUGCUCACCCCUCCUGCAUUGUCCUUCAGGCCCUGGCUCCCCGAGCUUCUCCUGGGUGUCCUUUUAUCGUGGGUUGGGAGGCAAGUAUAUUCUCUUUCUUUCAGUUCCUUUGCAAAUGAAAGAGCUCAGUGUAAAACAGUUUUUGUAAGCUCUGAAUAAAGUCAGUCUGACUUUUCAGUGUGUACUUCAAGGAAGGGAAGGGGUGAGCCCCCAUCUGUCCCCUCUCACCUGAGGCAAGGUCAGGCUGGCAGAAUCAGCAGCGAGAAGACCCUUAGGUAGGCAUCCAUUUCUUUCCACGGCCCGUCGCUUCCACUCCUGUCCCUCAUAGGGGCAUAGUUUACGUGUGUCAAGAUCCUGUUGCUUUUGUUGGGGGGAGCCAGUUAGCUCUUAAUGCUUCCGUUCUUGACAUUCACACUUCAUGCUCCUGAAAACCAUUCCCCGCGGCAGAGUUGGGUUCUGCUGCCUCGAGACUCAAUGGCUGGGGCGUGGACUCUGGCUCAGCCGCAUUCUGGAAUGUGCUCAAGAAAACCUUGUUCGGUCUCGCAGAGGCACUGGACCGGGAAGCGAGGAAGAUGAGGGGGCGGCGCGUCGAGCGGGUGCUGUUCGCAGUGGAGGUGGCACGGGCACGCAGAUGCUUGCUGUGGUUGGCGUGUGGCAGGCUCAGGCGGCAGCGUAGCACCUGCCCGAACACCCUGCGGAACUGCUGCGAGGACACGUUGUACAGGAGCGGGUUGAGGACCGAGCUCAGGUAGAAGAAGGUGUCCGAGAAGGGGAGGAGGAUCAUAUACGCCCGGAAGUAGGACUGUGUCCAGUCGUGCUUGGGUUUGGCUGCAGCCAUGAUCCUCCGCACCUGGUUAGGCAUCCAGCAGACAGCCAAGGUCACCACAAUGAGCCCUGAGCAGGCAAAAGGAGAGGCGGAAACAAACAGCAUGAGAACACCACCCAAAGACACAAAAUAGUUAGCUCCCCAGCUCUGUGCUUCCUGGCCAGGAAACGCUACUGUUUUUUGUGUUGUGCUUGACCAUUUCUUUUGCCACUAGCAGAAAAGAAUCAACAGUGUUUCAAGGCUGGGGGAGUUGACUGUGUGAAAGACCAUUAAAUGCUUUCGACUC